CUCCCGCCGCUCUCCCCGGCCAACCUGUGGCUGCAGCCGCGCUGCUGCGGGAGCUCGGCGGGGCGCACCCGGUGUCUGCGGCUGCCCCGUCCCGAGCGCGGAGGAGGAGGAGGAGCGGGGGUCCCCGCGCCCGGCCCGGCCCGGCCCAGCAGCGGCUCGGCGGCCGGAUCCGCGCCCGGCAGGUGCGGGGCGAGGCGAGGCGAGGCUUGGCGGCGCCCCCGGGCUGGCUGCGGGCGGGCAUGGCCAGGAACACGGCGCUGCACUUCCGAGUGGUGGAAGGGAGGCACCUGCCCGCCAAGGACGUGUCUGGUUCCAGUGACCCCUACUGCAUCGUCAAAGUUGACAACGAGGUUGUAGCCAGGACUGCGACGGUGUGGAAGAACCUGAACCCCUUCUGGGGCGAAGAGUACACCCUGCACCUGCCCCUGGGCUUCCACGGCCUCACUUUCUAUGUGCUGGAUGAGGACACCAUUGGACAUGAUGAUGUCAUUGGCAAGAUAUCACUCAGUAAAGAACAGAUUUCUUCUCACCCACGAGGCAUCGACAGCUGGAUCAACCUGACGCGAGUUGACCCCAAUGAAGAGGUGCAGGGGGAGAUCCAUUUGGAGCUGUGGGUGCUGGAGGAACCCCACAGGAGAGUGCUACACUGCCACGUGAUUGAGGCCAGGGAUCUGGCUCCCCGGGAUAUCUCCGGCACCUCAGACCCCUUUGCACGAGUGUCCUGCAAUGGCCAGACCUUGGAGACAGCUAUCAUUAAGAAGACUCGGUUUCCUCACUGGGACGAAGUGCUGGAGUUUGACCUGGAGGAGAGGGAGCUGGAGAAGGAGACCAGGGGCCCCCUUCUGAGCAUGGAGGUGUGGGAUUGGGACAUGGUGGGGAAGAAUGACUUCCUGGGACAGGUUGAGUUCUCUCUGGACACCCUUCAGAAAUCCCCCGUCAAAGGCUGGUUCAGGCUCCUGCCCUUCCCCAAUGCUGAGGAAGAUGCUGGAGGGAAGCUGGGUGCCCUGAGGCUGAAAGUCCAACUGGCUGAGGACCGGAUCCUGCCCUCUAUGUACUACCAGCCCCUCAUCGAGCUCCUCGUGGAAUCCAUCCUGUGCCCGGCUGAGGAGGAACACGUCACUCCAUUGGCCAUCCUGGAGGAGAUCAGCUCUGUGGAAAGCCGCCAGGAUGUGGCCAUGAAGCUGGUGAAGAUCUUCCUGGGACAAGGCCUGGCUGUGCCCUUUCUGGACUACCUCAACCUGCGGGAGGUGACCAGGACCACUGACCCAAACACACUCUUCCGCUCCAACUCGCUGGCUUCCAAGUCCAUGGAGCAGUUCAUGAAGGUGGUUGGGAUGCCCUACCUCCACGAGGUCCUCAAGCCAAUCAUAAACCGCAUCUUUGAGGAGAAGAAGUAUGUUGAGUUGGAUCCCUGUAAGAUUGAGAUGAACCGUACCAGGCGGAUAUCCUUCAAGGGUUCACUGUCUGAGGCCCAGGUGCGGGAGAGCAGCCUGGAGCUCCUGAAGGGAUAUCUGAGUGACAUCAUGGAGUCCAUCAUUGGCUCGGUGGAGAAAUGUCCACCAAUCAUGAGAGUGGCCUUCAAGCAUCUACACAAACAGGUCGAGGACCAGUUUCCAGAGGCAGAGCACGAGGAUGUGAAGUACAUCGCCAUCAGUGGCUUUCUAUUCCUCCGCUUCUUCGCUCCUGCCAUCUUGACUCCAAAGCUGUUCAACCUCCGGGACCAACAUGCUGACCCCCGGACCAGCCGCACGCUUCUGCUCCUGGCCAAGGCAGUGCAGAGCAUCGGCAACCUGGGCCUACAAUUGGGGCAUGGCAAAGAGCAGUGGAUGGCUCCGCUGCACCCUUUCAUCAUUCCCUGUGUCAGCCAUGUCAAGGACUUUCUGGACAAGCUCAUUGAUGUGGACAGCGAAAACGCAGGUGAGGCUCAGCCCCGGACGCUCUUCCACCCAUCAGCCACUAUCAAGGAGGGCUACCUGCACAAGCGCAAGGCUGAGGGCCUGCACCUGGUCACACGCUUCACCUUCAAGAAGCGCUACUUCUGGCUGAGCAGUGAAACCCUCUCCUACUCCAAGUCCCCUGAGUGGCAGGUCCGCUCCUCCAUCCCCAUCCAGCGGAUCUGUGCUGUGGAGAGGGUGGACGAAAAUGCCUUCCAGCAGCCACACAUGAUGCAGAUCAUCACGCAGGACGGCGAGGGGCAGCUCCACACCAUGUACAUCCAGUGCAAGAACGUGAACGAGCUCAAUCAGUGGCUGUCAGCCGUUCGCAAAGCCAGCAUCUACAACGAGCGUAUGCUGCCCUCCUGCCACCCUGGAGCCUUCCGAGGCAGCCGCUGGACCUGCUGCCUGCAGGCUGACCGCACAGUACAUGGCUGCAGCCGGACUCACUCUGCUGUGACCCUUGGGGACUGGAGUGACCCCCUCGACCCAGAUGCCGAGGCCCAGAUGGUGUAUGGGCAGCUCUUGCUGGCGAGAGACAAGCUCAGGGAGAAGUACCUGGAGUUGUCCGAAGCAAGGCUGGCACUGGAGCAGGAGGAGGGGCAGGAAGGCAGCUAUACCAAGGAAGACCAUGAACGCUCUUUCCAGGACCGCAGGAUGGCUGCCACUGCCCGCCUGCUGGAUGUCAUCCAGGACCUGGAGCGUGCCCACAGUGCCUUUGAGCGCCGGGAGAAGGAGGAGGCGGCCACUGAGUCGUACUAGGCCUAGGCAGCCUCUGCCCCCUGCCCUGUGCCACUCCUGGAGCCUGGGCCUCCAUCAGACUGCACCCGCCUAGCAGCAGCAUGUGAGAGCCAACCCUGGUACCAGCUCUGUCCACCCAUCGGGCCUGGCAUUGUGGUCUAGAGUGUGUGCAACUGAGGCAGGUCCUUGCCCUGCAUUGAAGGCCAAUAGGACAGGAGCAACAGGGUCACAGUAGAAGACAAUACCAACACUGGCUGGAGGUGGCCCAGCGCUCCUUGCUCUCCCACCUCUGCAUCUUGAUAUAGUGCCCACAUCUGCCAUCAGAUGGCACCAGGAACACUCUGUGUGCCCAGACCCUGAACAGGGGCAGGCAGCUGCCUGCUUCCCAUGGGACAGAACAGCAAAAAUCCACAUGUCCCAGCCAUCUCUGCCAGUGCCCUGGAGAUGAGCUGCUCCUCAGCCCUCACCUGGGCCAGUACUCAACUCUGCUAAGCCGCAUCUUCACAGUAAGCCUCAGUCCAUGCGUGUCUGUCCCUGGGAACUCCAGACUGGAACCUGGAGAGCUAUGGGGACACUGGUCUCUGGGUGGCAAGCUGAGGAAAGCAGCAGUACCAGGGUUUGAAUUACAUUUCAACUCUUGUGGGGGGGGGUCUGUGGUGUUGGCAGCUGGAAGCCGGAAAGAGCCACUGCCUCAGGCACGGAGCAGGUUGGGGGUCUCAUCUCUUAUGGAGGAGCUCUUGCCUCUUAUGUGGGGGCUCGCCCCCCACCACUCGAGCUCCUCUGUAAUUCAAACCCUGGUGAUACCACAGAGGACAAUGUCUUCUUAUGGCCUGGUGACAUGGUAACUGUGGCUUUGAUGCAACAUAGAGACUCCGAGCUGCCUGAGGCAGCACAGUGCAGUGCUUUGUGGUACAGAUCACCCAGUCUCACAUGCCUGUAAGUGAACCAUGUCUUAAAGCAGAAUAUGGCUUCUUCUGGUUGGCCCUUGCCCCAGGAGAAGAAGUCACCAGUUCCCAGGGAUGCUUCCCUCCUCUGUUUUGUUAUCACUGUGGCUUCAUCUGUGUGUGUGGCAGGUGGGAGGGAGGGACUGGAUCUUGUCUUCUCUGGUACCUUGCUGUGGAGCUCAGCUAUACCAGGGCAUUGAGAGGAGGCUGUGUGGGAGAUGGGAGGGAGGCCUGGUGCGUGGGUCUGCACCUCAUUUCAGCUGAAAUAACCGUCCUCUGGAGCUCCAGCCACUUCCAGACUCAGAGCCACAGGGAUGUACCGCUCAGCCUGUGGUGAUUGCUACAUUAUGUGUUGAGCCUCCAGACUCACUGAGACAUGGGCUGGCUGUGCAACCAGUGCUGAGGAGAGGGAGGACCCCUCAGGAGAAGAUGGAAGGAGUCCCGUAUAUCAGAGCCCCCCGGGGUGAUGAGAGCUGAGGCAGCCCCUUGCAGUGCCCAGCACACAUUCUGGGGGGCAGACUAAGGGCACAGCUGCCAUGAACCCUACUCCCCCUGCUAGUCCACUGAGGUGGAAGUCUAAGCCCUGGUGCCCCCUGGCCUUAAGUCUCUCCCCCUUUCCAGGACUGCUCAGUCUCAGCUGAGAUUAUCCAUAGAAGAGAGUAGAUGAAGUCCACCUGCAACAGGAGGAGAGUUACUGGGGUUAGGAAGGUUGAAAAAGAACCAUCCAGAGAAGGCACAUCCUCAGUGUACUGUGUGCUAUUAGCCCAUGGCUCAGCAGAGCACAGGGGCCCUGGGCUUUUCUCAUACCCUGCCCUGACCCAAGUGGAAGAACUGAGAUGGUUCCUCUGUGGACCACAGACCAGGUCCAGAAGCUAGAACUGCCCCCCACCACUUCUCGGGACAUCUUAUCCAGGGCCCAGGAGUGAGGUCUGGAACCUGCCUAGAUCUAUGAAGCUGGUGAUGCCCUCCAGGGUAGGGAGCAAGGAAAUGCCCCUUAUGAGGGUAGGGUAAGAACCAGGAUUUCCAACCACAUUGACUCAGGGUACAGCAGUGGGGAGACCAUGCAGCAAAGGAGAUUGUGAUGGGGUGAGAAGGUGGGGACUGUGACUGGAACAUGAGCCUCCAAACCAGCCCCUAGCUUCAGGGCAGAUGCAGGUAAAGCCCAGCCCUGCUGAGCAGCCCAGAAGAGGGGCUGGGAAGAGGGAGAUCUCAUCUUCUCUCCCCAUGGCAAAGCCCUGCCUGCAAAGGUGCCAGCUGCCCAGCUCAGCUUGCCAUACUCAGGGCUAGUGAUAUCACCUGGAUAGAUAUCCCAGCCUGGAAGGCCAGUUGUGGUCCCCUGGAUUUUAACUCAACAGUGUCCUCAUGCAGUUCAGUGUUGUGUACAUCUCUCUAGAUGUCUUACACACACAGCCUGUGCUUUAGGACUUCUGUUUAGGCUGUGAGCUCAAAAAUGAGGACCUGCCAGCAUUCAGGUUGUCUAUCCAGCCUUCAUUCUACCGUGUGUGUGUGUGUGUGUGUGUGUGUGUGUGUGUGUGUGUGUGUGUGUGUGUGUGUGAGAGAGAGAGAGAGAGAGAGAGAUAUGCAGGUGCUAAUUACAUGAUCACAUAGCUUGCCUUGCAUCCCACCCCUGCCACAUUCAGUGUAUGGAGCGAUGGUGCACACAGAAUGAGCUGCUUGCUGAUGUUUUUACUUAACCUUGUUCAGCAUGUGGCUCCAGGCCUUUGUCAUGGCACCCUGCUCUGAAAUCAGUUUAUUUGCUGUCUCCUGGGCUGUUCCAUGGCUCUGUUGUUUGAGAGUUUCUAAGAAGCCCUGUUUGAUGAGGCUGUCUUGUUAUCAGUCCUAUUUUACAGAUGGGGGAAACCAAAUGCCAAGACACAGAGAGAUGAAGCACAGAAGUGCUCAAGAAGCUGGAGUGGCCAGUUGGAGAUGCCAAAGACCUUAUUUUUUAGCAUGCUUAGCAACAUAUAGGGCUCCACGUGUUACAGCCCAUCUCCCUUUGGCUUUACAGUAGCUAUGGGUGUUGUGCAUUCUUCAGAUCAGCCCCCAGGGAUGCAAGUGGGACGCCCAAAAAUGAGGAACAUGGAGUCAGUGAACAUCCAUGGAAAGGCUGGUUUAAAUGAUUUGCCCGUGGUUACACAGGAACCCAGUGACAGAGGCAGGAACAAAACCCAGUUCCCCAGGGCAGCAUUAACUGCUGUAAUGGAGAGAUGUUUUUUUGCUUCCUGCUAUGCCCUGCCUCAUGCAUUACACACCUUUCACCUGCAGCAGGAGUCUGUGACAAGUUGCCUUCACUUUGAGUCCUCUAUAAAGUACCAGCCCCUGCACAGAAUGAGACAGGGUUCCCAUAGGAAAAAUAGUACAUGAUCAUGUCAUUAUAAUAAACUAUAUCAUGUGUACACACAUGGGAGCUACCUUCAGGCUGCACAGGUAACCAACGUCCCCUAAGUUCUGUGCGCUUCACUAAGCAACCUGCAUAACGCUCACUUCACAGAGGGUUUUUGGGUGUAAUUUCCAGUUUGUUUGUUUUUUAAAUGCACUUGAAUUUCCAUCCUGCAGCAUCACAUUAGUGCUCACACAGGGCAUCAGCAGGGUUGGAGUCAGAUCCACUGCAUGGGCCUCUGCCACUUGAAGUUCUGGAAUAACUUCUAGCAGUAGUAGGUUGUCAUCCUCUGCAUAGGCCUGCACUUCUGGGGGAAGGCCCACUUUGUCAGUAGGUUUUACUGAGACAUGCAGACGGCAGAGGAGGGGGCAAAACUCAGAGAUCUUGGUUUCUAUUCCAGGCUCUGGCAGGACAUGAACUGUUGUGGGUACAGAUUCUUCUGUCUGUUCCCCUCAAGUAUGUCCUGUUCAGUCUUUUCCCUCCUGCCUGCCCCCUGACGCUGUCCCUUCCCCAUGCUUUGCUCCAUGUCCAAGUCCCAUUUUGCUCACUUAGCCCAUCCCAGCCUCUGCUCCUCAGGCUUCCUAGACAAGUUCCAGUCUCCUUGCCCAGCCUUGACUUAACCCUUCCCCCACCAAUUCCUUCACCUCUCACCUACCAGGCUCCUGCCCCAUCCCAGAAGGUCUGGCUGGUUUUACCCCCAAAUCAGACAGCUACUUUUGCCCAGAAACAUGGUCCCAGUGGGUGCAUCACUGUGAGCACAGAGGAAACAGACUCUCUGUGUUUAGUUCAGGUGCCUGGACCCAGACACAGCUUGCACUGGUCCUGCUAGCCCCUGCCUGGAGCAUGUCAGGGUGAGUUGAAUAUUAAUGGAAUUUAGCUGCCAAAAGCAAGCGAGUCUGUACUGAACAUGUGCAGGGCAGUUUUUCUAAGGGUUACACCCCAUUUCAAAGCCCUGCUCUAAAACACUUCUCAAAAUGUAAGCCACCAGAAUGUUUUGGAAUGGACUAAACAAUACUUCCUCUCUGCCGGUUUUCAGCCAUGGUUGAUAUUUUCCAAUAAACUCCAGCCAGAGGAAACAAAAUCCAGAGCAUGGAAAAUCUCAGCUCCAGCAAUUAGUCUGGCAGAGUUAUAAGCAACUGACCACAGCCAUAUAAUGCCAGGUGACCAGUGACCUUAGCAAUAGGGCUUUUGCUUAGACCAGUCUGAGCUGGGGGCAUCACAGUCAUAUACUGGGCUGCUUGGCCCUGAACAGGAAGCAUGUUGGAUUCUUUGAAGUUUAUCACCACAAACCACUCUGAGCCUUGUCCACCCUGGCUGCCCAAAGCAAGUAGCCCUGUGACUGUCAGGGGUUGACAGCCUGUGCCCAGAAGCUGUAAGUACAAUGCACUCCUCUAUUGGUAAAAAGGACCAACAUAACAAAUGUCAUUUACAUGAGCUGCCUGCCCUUCAUCCUCUAAUGGUAUUGGGGAAUCACCAUAACUGACAUGAAAUUGGACUGGGGAUCAGGGGACUGCCGGAAAGACCAGGGGAGGACUAGGAUCCAAGACUUUGUGGAAGAUUCCCAAGCAUCCUGGACUCUCCUUUGCUGAGGACUCUGUUCGAGAGACAAUGCAGAGGCCUCCACAGUACAGCUGCUUUAGACUGUGCCAUAAGAUAAGGCCCAGGGGACAGAGGCUGAGCAGAAUGGGCCCCAAUGCCAGCCCAGCACCCCUGUUCAGCAAGAUUGUGAAGCUGAGUGAAGAGCAGCACCCAGGGACCCUCAACAGACUUGGGAUCAGACACCCACCUGUGAAGAAACACCUGGGCUGCUGCCGCUUGCUGCUCCCAACCGUGAGUGAGGUUAUGCAGGUGAGUCAAAGGGACAUCACUGCCAGACCAGGCUUUCCAGGGGGUGGAGGGGAGUGAGAUGGACUGCUGCCAGGGAGGGCCCCUGUCUGGGAGUCUUCUUACAGCUCUGUUCUCUUGUGUGUCCCAUGUUUGGACUGUGCCCCUUUCCCAUAAUAAAGUUUCUCUGUUUGUAUGCGGUCUGGGCAUA
Molecule: messenger RNA, 8034 nt
Organism: Alligator mississippiensis (American alligator)
Lineage: Eukaryota; Metazoa; Chordata; Crocodylia; Alligatoridae
Gene: RASAL1
Product: RAS protein activator like 1
Exons: 21
Coding region: 240-2696 (818 amino acids)
Biological process (GO): negative regulation of Ras protein signal transduction; regulation of GTPase activity; cellular response to calcium ion
Molecular function (GO): GTPase activator activity
Source: RefSeq, a predicted model, not a curated record